Molecule: messenger RNA, 3320 nt
Organism: Stegodyphus dumicola
Lineage: Eukaryota; Metazoa; Arthropoda; Arachnida; Araneae; Eresidae
Product: adhesion G protein-coupled receptor L1-like
Biological process (GO): G protein-coupled receptor signaling pathway; cell surface receptor signaling pathway
Cellular component (GO): plasma membrane
Molecular function (GO): G protein-coupled receptor activity
Source: RefSeq, a predicted model, not a curated record
GUAACUAAACAAUGACAGGCAGACUGGAAUAAGGAGCGCUGCGAAUGACAUCACAGAACUCCAUGUAGACAUCGGUACACGAGAGUAGCUAGAAAAAGAAGCACAGUGGAAAUCUUUUUCGAAGAAUAUGCGUAAACUUAGGCGGAUAACAAGCAGAUACUAAAACAGCGAAUUUCUCACCUCGUAUCUUUUCACCAUGUUGCGUUGUGUUGAAAUGGUCCUUCUUGUUAUUUGUGCAUUUUUAUGGAUAUUACCUCCAUCGUUUGCCAGUGAAAAAGAUUUUAACACUUGCUAUUUCUACUAUUGGAAAGUGGACUGGCAUUCUGCAGUGCAAGCAUGCGAAAAGGAUGGGAAACAGCUCUUGUGCUACAAAUCCAAAAGAGAAAUAGAGGAUAUCACAGAAGCUUUCAGACUUGCUGCUUUCGGAAAUGCUGAACUUCAUUUGUGGUUAUCAGCUGGAAGUUGUUCUGCUUCCAAAAAAGAAGAAUGCUUAUCUCUUCAUAUUUUAAAAUCUAAGAACGAAGUUUGGCAUUACGUUCAAAGCUCUUGUUCAGCACGCUAUCCAUAUAUCUGCUGCACAGCGGGACUAGAACAGCCAAACACAACGACAACGACGAUGCAGACUACUAUGCUGAUGACAACUGAAUCCUCCUCUGUGGCCAACAAUCUUACCUCUGUAAAUUUGCUACCUACCACUACUCCAAAUCCUUACACUUGCAAGAAAGUUCUGAGAAGAAGAAUCAUAUGGCCGGAAACCGCAAUCGGGGAAAUUUCUGUUCAACCUUGUCCGGGAAGAUCCGUAGGAGAAGCUCGUUGGAAGUGCAUUGGACAGUCUGUUGGAGAAUGGGAUCCUAGUGGUCCUGACAUGAAAAAAUGCCGUUCUUUGAAAAUCCGGAAUCUGAAGGAAAAAUUUAAUACAUCUUCGGCAUCAGAGAUGAUCAUUUCUUUGAAAGAAGUUUUCGAAGAAGAACUUUUUGGAGAAGAUCUUGUUGAUGUAAUAAGCAUGAUGACAAGAACACCAGAUCGAUUGUUUGAUGAAACUGAAUCUCAUCCUCCUGAUAAACGAUGGACUACGACUAAAGAAUCCAUCGAGAUGUCGACAUCAAUCUUUAGUCAGAUUAUUGAACUAAACACAACCUGGUACGAUAUAGCGGAGGAAAGGAGACCAGCAAUUGGUUCUGAUUUUCUUUCAACAGUAGAUAACAUGGGUUUGCUACUUGCUGAUGCUAUGGUUGAAAGUAUCCAAGAACAUAGUAUUUUCAAAGAAAAUAUCGCUUUGCAGGUUUUGAAAACUCAGUUUGGAAAAAUGGUGGAGCUUCCAAAGGGAUUUAUCACAAGUGACCUCGAUCAUAAAGGAAGUAUAAUUCUCGAGAAAGGGUACGACAGUAACUUAAAACCGGAAUUAGGAAAUAUCUCUGUUCUCUUCACUCUUUACCCGGAUAUGAGCACCAUACUGUCACCAGUACAUCAAGAAUCGGAGUCUAAAACAGUGCGCAAUUCCUUGAAUUCCCCUGUCGUAAGUGCAACAGUUUCUCAGGGCAGGAAACCUGUGACAAUCAGCAGCAACAUUAGAAUCGUGAUGGAACAUCUUGUGACUGAACCGAAUGACACAGCUUGUGUAUUUUGGAAUUUGAACAGAAAUAUGUGGGAUACCAAAGGCUGCAGACUGGAAAGCAGUAAUGCAAGUUACAGCCAAUGUGUGUGUGAUCACUUGACAAAUUUUGCCAUCCUUAUGGACUAUCAAGGUGUUAUGGACGAAAUGAAUCAACUCCCAUUCUUUUACAUUACUGUUAUUGGCUGCACUAUCUCCAUCUUAUGCCUCGCACUGUGUGUUGUUAUCUUCACUCUUUACAGCUAUCACAGCAAACAUUCUUGGGGUCUUAGGUAUGUCAUUCAUCGGAACUUGUGUCUCACUUUACUGAUUGCAAAUUUAGUUUUGAUCUUAGGAAUAGACAAGACAGACAAUCAAAGGUUAUGUUCUGUCAUCGCUGGCGUGCUGCAUUAUUUCUUCCUUUCGGCCUUCAGCUGGAUGCUGUUAGAGGGUUUCCACAUUUAUCUUCUCUUAGUUGUCGUCUUUGCAUCCAGAAGAUCGCACAGUGAAAAAUAUUACAUUUUUGGCUACGGGUUUCCUAUGAUUGUUGUUGCAAUAACAGCUGCCACUCGGCCAAUGUAUUACGGAACUGAUGGAGCAUGCUGGUUAUCUGUUGAAAAAGGAACAAUAUGGGCAUUUAUGGGACCAGUGGCUUGCAUUUUAUUGGUGAAUACAGCUGCGCUGAUUUUAGCACAAUGGAAAGCAAGUCACAUUUCGAUAAAAGAUGAUCAUACCGCUUUAGUGAUGAGAUGGUUGCGUGUUACCCUCAUUCUGUUUCCAGUUCUAGGACUGACAUGGGUAUUUGGAUUUUUGUAUGUAGGACAGCAUUUUGAAGUUGCAGGAUAUUUAUUUGCCAUAUUCAACUCACUGCAGGGAUUUUGUAUUUUUAUUUUUCAUUGUGUGAUGGAUAAGAAGGCCAGAAACAUGGUCGUAUCAUCUUUCAAGAAGAAAAGUGCAUCCGUCAACACAGGUAGCAGUGGAACACAAAGGAAACAAAAGGAUCCUCAUUUGCCUCUGAGUGACAAGAAAAUCAAUGGUAUUACAAAUGAUGUACAAAACAAUACCAGUGCAACCAACAAAAAAUCGAGAAUUUCAUUUAGGGAGAAAUACAGGAACAGAUGGAGGGUGUGGCACAAACGCUGGUCAUUCUGUUUUGAUUUGCCAGCUUCAGACAAUGAAAGCCAAGGAGGACAAAAGGAACAUCAAGAAAUACCGCCAAAACCAAUAAUAGUACACUGGAGUAAUUUAACAGAUCAAGCAACUUAAACAUAUAAAAACCUGAAAUGAUUUUACAACCUUUUUUUUUUUUUUUUUUUUUUUUUUUUAAACAAUCAAGUACAUUAACAAGCUCUUUCUACAAAAAGAAUUCCAGUUCCUGUAAAAUGUAUUUGAAGACAAGAAUUUUGUUCCUUUUCUUGAACAAGUUAUUUUUAUGAGAAAUGUUAUGUCACAUCUGAUUUAUAUCAGUUUCUCUUGUAAGACAUACAGGCUUGGGUGAAGAUUUGCUCUGCAACAUGUUUCAAAGAACACAUAAACUGUUAAGAUAGUCAAACUGGUUUUAUGUUGCAUACUGAGGGGAAAGCAGAAUGUUAUGAAAACUAAAUCAAAAUAACAUAAAAGAAUGUCAAUUUCAUUUGCUUAUGCAUGUGUUCUGUAUAAUCUAGUCACAACAAAAAAUUAUAUAUAUUUAUUUUAUUUGUUUAAUAAUUAAAAGGAAUUAAUAUAUUUA